AAUACAGCACCGGGUUACUGUGUAAAAAUUGAAAAACUCUUAGGGCGAUGCUACUGUUACAUGUUGUUAGGACAGCGUGUUGUAAUGCAAGGAAUUGGUGGAAACGGAUAUCAAUUACGAGUAUAAAUAACUUCAGAUGCUGGGACUGCUUGCAACAAGCUCCAAACUAUCAGCAUGUAUACUUCAGAAACAGGCGUCUCUUUCGUUACAGCACAAGCUCUGUAAAAAACAUGGACGAAAUAUUAACAAGGACUUUGGAUUCUUUACCCUCAUAUGAAACAAGAGAGAAGUCGCCGCCACCCCCCGAGUCCAGUAGUUUGGAGUUUAUACAAUUUUACAGAAGUCUGGACAAAUCUCAGAGGCCUGCAUUUCUGGCCAAACUUUCUUCAGAUUUUGGGGUCGACCAUAAGUGCGUGGCAGAAUUAGCUGCGAAUGUAAUGGACUCCCAGAAGAGGGAUAUAUCGACUGUGUUGCAAGCGGAGGACAGGUUACGGUACUGCUUGACUCCCAGAUAUAAAGUGCUGCUGAAUCACAUUAGCAGGGUGGAAGGCGGGGUGAAAUUUCUCGUGGACCUGAAAGCAGAUGUUAUAGAAUUCCUUGCCUCGAAAACCAAUGACAGCCCGCACAUCAGGGAUCUGAAUGGCACCUUGAAGAGCAUGCUGUCAGAGUGGUUUUCCGUGGGGCUGUUGAGCCUAGAGCGGGUCACUUGGAAAUCACCUUGCGAGCUCCUUCAGAAAAUUAGCCAGUACGAAGCUGUUCACCCGGUUAGAAACUGGACAGAUAUUAAGCACAGAGUGGGCCCUUACAGGCGCUGCUAUGUGUUCACUCACGGGGCAAUGCCAGGGGAGCCCUUGGUGGUUCUACAUGUCGCCCUGAAAGAAGAGAUCUCUGAUAACAUUCAGACCAUAGUUCGAGAAUUCUCUUCUCUGGAUUCUGUGGAAGACAUCAACAGGGUCAAUGCUGCAGUCUUCUACUCCAUCUCUUCAACCCAGCCAGGUCUGCAAGGGGUGGAGCUGGGGAAUUACCUCAUCAAGAGGGUCGUGCGGGAACUCCAGGGGGAAUUUCCUCACUUGAACCAGUUCUCCAGCCUGUCUCCCAUCCCUGGCUUCACGAACUGGCUUCUCGGCCUCCUGAAUGAGCAGAGGAAGGAAGGCCCCAGCAAUCGGAUCCUGUCAGACAUGGAGUUCAUGGACAUCGAGGAGAUAACUGGGGGGCGAGCGUACGAGACCAUGCAGAAGCUCCUAAGCACCAACGAGUGGGUGAGUUCGGAGCGUCUUGUAAAGGCCUUGGAGCCGGCACUCAUGCGGCUGUGCGCCUGGUACCUGUACGGGGAGAAGCACCGCGGAUACGCUCUCAACCCCGUGGCCAACUUCCACCUGCAGAACGGAGCCACCAUGUGGAGGCUGAAUUGGCAGGCCGACACCAGCCCCCGGGGCCUGUCAGCCUCCUGCGGGAUGAUGGUAAACUACCGAUACUUCCUGCAGGACACAAGCCCCAACAGCGGCAGGUACCUGAGGACAAAGGAAAUCGAAGCUUCAGAUCAGAUUCGGAAUUUGGUUUUGCAGUUUCAAAAAGCCAGCAAGCUUUAAGUAACUUGGGUUACUGGUACACCCCUGUGGGUCUUUCAGUCCAUUCCAAUUCAGGACUUGGUUCCAGUAACUUCAAAUGUUUCUUUUUUUUUAUGAUGUCUUUGUAUGAUGUCUGCAUUUACACUGAGUGGUUCUUAAUUCUUCCAUAUUUAGUAAUUUGUUGGAGCUUGGUUUGAGCUGGUCUUGAGAAUCCUAACUGCCUGGAAUUGAUCAGACUUUGCCAAUCAAUUCAAAUCAUGUGACAAUGUGACCUUUCUGUUGGCCCAACCUACUUUACACAUAUAGAGAGGGAGUAGAUGGGACCAACCAAGCUGAAAAUUUGUCACAUGAUUUGAAUGGAAUUGGGAAGUCCUGGGCAAUUACAAUUUAACAAACAAGUUCAGACAGGUAAAGACAGAGAAAAAAUACUCAAGUGCAGAGACGCAGUACUGUGAGUAAACGCACUGGCAGCGCAGAUUUAUUAAAUAUAAUGUUUAAACACAAAACAAAACACUCAAAACAAAAGGCAUGAUGUCCAAAAUAGACAGACAAACAAAACACAGCGAACACUAAACAUUGUGCUAAGAUAUUUCAGCACGAGUAGCAAUUGUUAUCUUUCAUGUGGUUUUCUCUGCCCUCUCUCCCGUACCUCCUCGCUGUACACCCAACCCCGUGUGUGUGAAACACUCACUGUUUUAUGCAGCUGUACCGAGACUCGAUUGCUAAUUAAUCUUUCACUUGAAUCUUGGCACAGUCUGCACAUGGACUAAUUAUGCAUUCCCUUGACCCCAUACACAUACCCACUUUAAUCUGCACAUGAAGUGAUUGUGCAAUCCCUGUGCCUAAAUACAAGUAUACAUUUUAAAUCACCUGUGCUACGUAACCCACACUCUGUGCACCAAUACAUACACACAAUGUAAAACAUAAAACACAAAAAUUCGCACAGGGGCGGGGUACCCUGCCACAGCCUGGUUGGAACAAGACUAGUUUCAAUUCAGUAAUGACAUGGUUGGAAUGGAAAAGGUGCUGAACUGGAGCAGACUGAAAGAAUCACAAGUGAGUGACAGGCAGUUGAAUCUAGGAGACUCCCUGUUAUCAAUGACUGCCUGGUACCAAUAACAGUAACAAAGGUUUUUGUUGCCUUUGAAUCACCCUGAAAUGUGGUCUUAUCAGUGCAACAUACUGUAUUUAAAGCUCUUUGCAGUAGGAGCUUGUAUACAACUGGCAUUUCCAAAAAAAGUAGUCAAAGAAGCACUUUUGAUUUCCUAAUGAUUAUGCUGUUUAUUUGCAUUUAUAAUAAUAUAUUUUGUCCUCCAGGGCUUAUCUUUGUGAUACAUGAGCUGCCUUUGCACUACCGUAUUCCUUCGAAUUUAAGACUCACUUUUUGAAGCAUUUUUUGCUAUUCAAAAAUAGCCUGCGUCUAAAUUUGAGUACUGUAUAGUGAUGCAUGUAUUAAAAUAGGCAACAAAAGACACGACUACCCGAGUACACAAACAGCAACCUGACUGACUGCUGAGAAAAGACAACAAAGGCGUCUGCCCGAAUACACAAGCAGCAACGUGACACUGCUGGGAAAAAAAACAAACCAAGCUUCCUCAGGAAUUCCAAGAGAAACGUUUACAAUUUCAGCAUUUCUAACAAACAGUACCAGCUUGGACAAAUCGGAAAUGCUGAUCAGACCCCCCAAUUUUUCGCAAUGUUCAAUGCUGUUGUGGUUGCUGGGUUACUUGUUGCCUGAUUUUGUGGAGUGUUGUGUCGUGCUUGCUGUUGCCAGGAUGUGUGAUGCCGUAGUGAGUGGUGGUAUGUGUACGACAGAGACAUAUUAUACAGUGCGCAGCACAAUAAACAAGCUCCAUGGUUAAUCUACAACAACACUGUUUCAUGUUAGUUUUGUACGCUACAACAGCGUAAUUGAGGUUGUAUCUUUGUAAAUGCAUAUUUUAUUUGAUGUUUUAUUUUUUCCUCAAAUUGAGGUGGUAAAUUUGGGCUGUGUCUUAAUUUCGAGGGCGUCUUAAAUUCGAAGGAAUUAGGUAAUUUCCGUUCUUGCUUUUAACUGGGGAAACAUGGUAUUACCCAUUGAAAUAAAUGCCAUUUGAAUUCAUCCAUUAGAGUGAUUGUUUAAUAAAGCUAAUUGGGAGGAUGUAUUACAGUUACGAAGUGUGACUUCUGAACUAUUGUUCACAUACUGUAAUGUGUGUCAACUCACAUUAAAGCUGCA
This is a messenger RNA of Acipenser ruthenus (sterlet), 3786 nucleotides long. Its product is annotated as malonyl-CoA decarboxylase, mitochondrial-like. Bases 48 to 1589 code for a protein of 513 amino acids. Gene Ontology annotation, biological process: acetyl-CoA biosynthetic process; malonyl-CoA catabolic process; fatty acid biosynthetic process. Gene Ontology annotation, molecular function: malonyl-CoA decarboxylase activity. NCBI's taxonomy places the organism in Eukaryota, Metazoa, Chordata, Actinopteri, Acipenseriformes, Acipenseridae. The transcript is spliced from 5 exons. The record is from RefSeq and is a predicted model, not a curated record. Gene Ontology annotation, cellular component: peroxisomal matrix; mitochondrial matrix.